UCAACGGUCCGCACAGUAGGCAAUACCUAUCGACAAAAAACACACUAAACUUCUCUCAUCUCUCGCCUUCUACAUUCCCAAUAUAUUUGAUAGGUCUCAUUUCUUGGUAAUUUCAAUACUCUCUGUCUGCUUCUCCACUUUAUCUACUUUCUCUGAGCUUUCAACAUGGGAACUAAAUUCAGUGCUCUCUGGAUGGCAUUUCUCCUUUUAUUCCCUGUGGUUCUUUCUACACACAAUGGUGGGUUGAUCAGAAUUGGUUUAAAAAAGAAAAAGUUAGAUCAAGUCAACCAUCCUGUGGGAACCCUUGACUCUACAAAAGGGGAAGCAAUGAGAGUUGCUACCAAAAAGUAUAAUAUUUAUGAUAAUAUUGGGAACUCUGGCGAUACUGAUGUUGUUGCACUGAAAAACUACUUGGAUGCUCAAUAUUAUGGUGAAAUUGCUAUUGGGACACCUUCCCAGACUUUCACCGUGAUAUUUGACACUGGAAGUUCUAAUCUUUGGGUACCCUCAUCAAAAUGUUAUUUCUCGCUUGCUUGCUAUUUCCAUUCCAAGUACAAGUCUAGUGAAUCAAGCACCUAUGAGAAGAAUGGUACCUCCGCUGCAAUCCAGUAUGGAACUGGUUCAAUUGCUGGUUUCUUUAGCCAGGACAAUGUCAAAGUGGGUGAUUUUGUUGUUAGGAAUCAGGAUUUUAUUGAGGCAACAAAAGAGCCAGGCGUCACAUUUUUGGCCGCCAAGUUUGAUGGUAUUCUUGGACUUGGGUUUCAAGAGAUCUCAGUUGGGAAAGCUGUUCCAGUUUGGUAUAAUAUGGUCAAUCAAGGUCUUGUUACGGAACAAGUUUUUUCAUUUUGGUUAAACCGCAAUGUUAAAGGAGAAGAAGGAGGAGAAAUUGUGUUUGGUGGGAUUGAUUCCAAUCAUUACAAGGGUGAGCACACAUAUGUUCCAGUGACUCAAAAAGGUUAUUGGCAGUUCGAUAUGGGUGACAUAUUAGUUGGCAAUGAAUCAACAGGACUUUGUGGUAAUGGCUGUAAGGCAAUUGCUGAUUCUGGAACCUCUUUACUGGCGGGCCCAACGACUGUGAUUACUCAAAUUAAUCGUGCCAUUGGAGCCUCUGGUAUUGUAAGCCAAGAAUGCAAGACAGUAGUUGCACAAUAUGGGAAAGUCAUACUGGAAAUGCUGAUGGCUCAGCAGGCAAAACCGCAAAAGAUCUGCUCUCAAAUUGGCUUUUGUACUUUUGAUGGGGCUCGGGGUGUCAGUACAAAUAUUGAGAGCGUGGUGGAUGAAACUACAGACGAAGUAUCUAAUGGUGUACAAGAUGCUAUGUGUGCUGCUUGUGAGAUGAUGAUUGUAUGGAUGCAAAAUCGUAUAAAGCUAAAUCAGACAGAAGAUCAGAUAUUGAACUACGUGAAUGAACUAUGUGAUCGAUUGCCCAGUCCAAAUGGAGAAUCAGCAGUUGAUUGUGGCAGUCUAUCUUCCAUGCCUCACGUCUCAUUCACAAUUGGUGGUAAAGUAUUUGGCCUUACACCAGAGCAGUACGUUCUUAAAGUAGGAGAGGGAGUUUCAGCUCAAUGCAUUAGUGGAUUUACUGCUUUGGACGUGCCCCCUCCUCAUGGACCUCUAUGGAUUUUGGGAGAUGUAUUCAUGGGCCCUUAUCACACAGUGUUUGACUAUGGGAACCUGAGAGUUGGAUUUGCUGAAGCAGCCUAAAUGAAAAGCCACCAUAUCUCUCAUCCACUGCUUUGUCCUUGUGUAAUAUUUAUGUAAAAAUUAUGGAUUUAGCAUAUCUUGACCAUGUGGUGGAGCUUGUAUUACUUAAUUUCUGAUUGUUAAUUAUAGAAAAGCAAUCAGAAAGGCCAAAACGAACAGCGUGAUCUUAUAUUUGAAAUAAUUUUGGAUCACCCCAACUAUGUUGGCGUCUGGUUGCUUCUCAAACUUAAAGCAUCUGUGGGUUCAAAAUCCUUAUCCAUUGGCAGCCUCUAUCUAUAAGACAAACGCUACUUGAUACUGCA
Molecule: messenger RNA, 2006 nt
Organism: Hevea brasiliensis (rubber tree)
Lineage: Eukaryota; Viridiplantae; Streptophyta; Magnoliopsida; Malpighiales; Euphorbiaceae
Product: cyprosin
Exons: 14
Coding region: 166-1704 (512 amino acids)
Biological process (GO): lipid metabolic process; proteolysis
Molecular function (GO): aspartic-type endopeptidase activity
Source: RefSeq, a predicted model, not a curated record